Nematolebias whitei (Rio pearlfish) is the source of this 651-nucleotide messenger RNA. Its product is annotated as claudin-11-like. Bases 1 to 651 code for a protein of 216 amino acids. Gene Ontology annotation, molecular function: structural molecule activity. Gene Ontology annotation, biological process: bicellular tight junction assembly; cell adhesion. Gene Ontology annotation, cellular component: bicellular tight junction; plasma membrane. Lineage: Eukaryota; Metazoa; Chordata; Actinopteri; Cyprinodontiformes; Rivulidae. The record is from RefSeq and is a predicted model, not a curated record. The transcript has 3 exons.
AUGGCGCACAUCUGCAGGCAGCUGGCGGGCAGCUCGGCCAGUUGCGCGGGCUGGGUCGGACUCAUCGUUGCCACUGCAACCAGCGACUGGGUCCGCACGUGCGGCUACACUCUGGCGGUGUGCGUGAAGAUGGACGAGCUGGGCUCGCGGGGUCUGUGGUCCAAGUGCGUCAUCUCCCCGUCCCUGUACCACUGCGUGGGUCUGGACCAGAUGUUCUCCCUGCCAGCCUACAUCCAGACGUCUCGGGCUCUGAUGGUCUUCGCCUGCCUGCUGGGUCUGCCCGCCAUGCUUCUCAUCCUCAUGUCCAUGCCCUGCGUCCGGCUGCCCAAUGACUCCUCGGCUGUCAAGAAGUGUCGCGCCAAGGUGGGCGGAGUCCUGGUCACCAUCAUGGCUGUCUGUGGCAUCAUAUCCACCAUCUGGUUCCCCAUCGGCGCUCACCAGGAGGAACAUCUGAUGUCCUUCGGCUUCUCCCUGUACGCCGGCUGGGUCGGAGCAGGGCUCUGCAUGCUGGGGGGGUUCGUGAUCUUGUGUUGCCAGGUCGCCAGCGUCGGCAUCCCGUCCAGGGAGAACAGCUUCUUCUACUCCCGACGGGGGAACACUGCCAUGCCGCUGGAUCGGCCCUCCAACCACGCCAAGAGCGAACGAGUCUGA